GGCCCGCUGGGCGCGGGGGUGGACCCCGCUGAGAGGCGCGAGAGUGAGGUCUGGGCCGCGUAGGCCCAUGGGAGCCGCAGCAGCAUGAACGACGUGGCCAUCGUGAAGGAGGGCUGGCUCCACAAGCGAGGUGAGUACAUCAAGACCUGGAGGCCGCGUUACUUCCUCCUAAAGAACGAUGGCACCUUCAUCGGCUACAAGGAGCGGCCGCAGGACCUGGAGCAGCGAGAGUCGCCCCUCAACAACUUCUCCAUGGCCCAAUGCCAGCUGAUGAAGACGGAGCGGCCGCGGCCCAACACCUUCAUUAUCCGCUGCCUGCAGUGGACCACAGUCAUCGAGCGCACGUUCCACGUGGAGACUCCCGAGGAGCGGGAGGAGUGGACCACCGCCAUCCAGACGGUGGCCGACGGGCUCAAGAGGCAGGAGGAGGAGACGAUGGACUUCCGGUCGGGCUCGCCCGGUGAGAGCUCGGGGGCCGAGGAGAUGGAGGUGUCGCUGGCCAAGCCCAAGCACCGUGUGACCAUGAGUGAGUUUGAGUACCUGAAGCUGCUGGGCAAAGGCACCUUUGGGAAGGUGAUCCUCGUGAAGGAGAAGGCCACAGGCCGCUACUAUGCCAUGAAGAUCCUGAAGAAGGAGGUCAUCGUGGCUAAGGACGAGGUGGCCCACACGCUCACGGAGAACCGCGUUCUCCAGAACUCCCGGCACCCGUUCCUGACGGCCCUGAAGUACUCCUUCCAGACCCACGACCGCCUGUGCUUCGUCAUGGAGUACGCCAACGGGGGCGAGCUCUUCUUCCACCUGUCCCGGGAGCGGGUGUUUCCUGAGGACCGGGCCCGCUUCUCCGGCGCGGAGAUCGUGUCGGCCCUGGAUUACCUGCACUCGGAGAAGAACGUGGUGUACAGGGACCUCAAGCUGGAGAACCUCAUGCUGGACAAGGACGGGCACAUCAAGAUCACCGACUUUGGACUGUGCAAGGAGGGCAUCAAGGACGGCGCCACCAUGAAGACUUUCUGCGGGACCCCUGAGUACCUGGCCCUUGAGGUGCUGGAGGACAACGACUACGGCCGGGCGGUGGACUGGUGGGGGCUGGGCGUGGUCAUGUACGAGAUGAUGUGCGGCCGCCUGCCCUUCUACAACCAGGACCACGAGAAGCUCUUCGAGCUCAUCCUCAUGGAGGAGAUCCGCUUCCCGCGCACACUCAGCCCGGAGGCCAAGUCCCUGCUCUCGGGGCUUCUCAAGAAGGACCCCAAGCAGCGGCUUGGUGGGGGCUCUGAGGACGCCAAGGAGAUCAUGCAGCACCGAUUCUUCGCCAGCAUCGUGUGGCAGGAUGUGUACGAGAAGAAGCUCAGCCCGCCCUUCAAGCCUCAGGUCACGUCUGAGACGGACACCAGCUAUUUUGAACAGGAGUUCACGGCCCAGAUGAUCACCAUCACGCCACCUGACCAAGACGACAGCAUGGAGGGGCUGGACAGCGAGCGGAGGCCCCACUUCCCCCAGUUCUCCUACUCGGCCAGCGGCACGGCCUGAGGGGCCCGCCCGGCGGAGCUCAGGACACCGCCGCGGGCAGCCACGUGCUCCAGACGACGCUUCGGAGGAUUGGGAGGAAGCCUCACAUGGAGGAUCUGUAUUUAAUGUUUUUUAUUUCUGGAUGUGUUUGGAUGGAACCACAGCCACCCUCCAACACGGAUGGGGAGGUGCCCCAUGCUGUGGGCAGGGCUGCCCGCACUGGGGGCAGAGUGCCCCUGGCUGGCCAGCUCUGGAGGAAGACGUCCUGCGGUUUCUCUUAAUUUAUUCAUCCAGUUCUCCAGACGCGGCCUCGGCCUUCGGAACAAUUAGAUUCCUGUAGGAAAACGAGGACUUCUGCAGCCGCGUGCACAUGGGUCGCUGUGGGCCCU
This is a messenger RNA of Dama dama (fallow deer), 1895 nucleotides long. RefSeq names its product RAC-alpha serine/threonine-protein kinase-like. The coding region runs from base 85 to 1527 and encodes 480 amino acids. Gene Ontology annotation, biological process: protein phosphorylation. Lineage: Eukaryota; Metazoa; Chordata; Mammalia; Artiodactyla; Cervidae. The record is from RefSeq and is a predicted model, not a curated record. Gene Ontology annotation, molecular function: protein serine/threonine kinase activity; ATP binding. The transcript has a single exon.